CUGUCUGGCAUUUUCGAAAUUACCAUUCGAAGUCCAUUGCGAAACUUCCAUUUGCCCGAUUUGUGAAAUUGUUAGCAAGCGAAAGAACAUCAAAUAUUCGACGGCCACUAAUUUUUCGCGUGCGUGAAACGACGUGGAAUUUUUUAGUUCCUUAUUUUUUCGGAAUAUUUCGCCAGUGAGGGCAACAUUUAAGUAAAAAGUACCUGAUACUGAGCACACAAACGGAUUUUGUGGCCAAUAUUGGCCGGAAGGAUUAAAGUAAAAGCCGCGUGCAUCAGGCACUCUAGUUCCAACUGGAAGACGUUAGCGGCGGCGGGGGAUCGUAUAGAUAAGUCAUAUAUGUAGUUUCGGCUAAUCGUAGUAUACGAGGAGAGAGCAACUGCGCAAGAGGUGAAAUAUACGUUGAAGUGACGCAGCAUUAGAGAAAAUAGAAAAGACGUUGUAGAGGGAAACACAACUGAAGUUGCUAAAGCAAACGGAAGCUAAGAUAGAAAAAAGUAGCUUCGAAGAAUUUGUGGACAACAACAAACUGACAAGCAUAUAACUACAGUAGCCAAUUUUUGUAACGCUAACAACUUGUUUGGUGCACUUACUUUGGGAAUGUCAUCAAACCCACAAGCGCCUAUAUUACAAAUUUGUCAAGGUGGAUUUGGAAGCGCCUUAAGUGGGGCCUUAACAAACAAUAUUGGAACACAACAACAACUUAAGGAUUCGUUUCAAGACAACGAUUUCCCACAAUCGUUUGAAGAAAAAACUAUGAGCAAUAACAACAUUACGCCAGUUGGAGAAUCUGUUGGAGGUGGUAGCAACAAUUAUGUUAAUUUCACCCAAUUCAUAAUGCAGCAUAAUUUAUUGGGCAACAACAAUUCAUUUGGAUCUAAUGGAAGUGUAGGUGGUGGCGGCGGCGGCGUCGGCGGCGGUGACAUUAUGAUUAAUAAUAGUAGUGAAAAUGUUGGUGCAGUUGGCGGUGGAACACAUGCAGCUGUUGCACAAGUUAAUGCCAAUGGUAGUUCGAGGGGCGUGGGUGGAGGUCAUGGGUCUGAAGGUACCAAGAAUGAUUACUUCAAUUUCGUCGAUACAAUGAGUAAGAAAGUGCAGAACAAUUCUGCACGAGAUAAUAUACAAUUAGAAAAUGGACAACAAACGUCGAAUUUGUUUUCCAAUAGUCUGUUUUCGCCAUACAACAAUAGUUUAUAUGCUAAUAAUGGUCCUAGUGUUGGCGGCUACAAUAAUUCAUACAACAAUACAAAUACGAAUUUUAAUUACUUUGAUAAUGUUUAUACACCCUUUGGCAAUAAUGGUGGCUACUAUAUGAAUCCCUUUGCCACUGGCUUCGAUUUCACUUCGUCUAAUUUACAAGCUUCAGCACCAGAAUUUGUGCCACGAUUCGGUAAUCUUAGUUUGAAUGAGAAAAAAUUUGAAAAUACUGAAGUGAAUAACGUAAAUAAUGAUUCAACGGUAAAUAAUAUCAAUAAAAGUGAACAGAGCAAUGUCAACAAAGAACAACAUAUUGGUAACGAGGGAAAUGAUAAGAGAAUAUUGAAUGGCAUUGCUAACGGAGCAAUUACCGUCAAUAACGGUGAAACUAAUGGUGUUAUUAAUAAUAUUUCGUUAACCCAAGCAGCUGAUAAAACAACAACAAAUGUUGGUACGCCUACUUCCUCAAGUGCUGAACAACAUGAAGUGAGAAACGAGAGAAAUGAGAGAAAAGUUGCGCAAAUUGUAGAUUUUUCUGGAAAUAAAAGCCAAAAUAAUGGCACAAAUGUAAUUGCAAGCACUAAUGUCUUUGAUCUUGACUCAAAUGAAGCUUCAUCUACGAAUGGCGGCAGCGCCACACGUUAUACCGGCACAACUAAUAAACAAUAUACUAAUAACAACAAUGGCGGCUCAAGAGGUUCGUCAGCAAAUGGGUUUUCACGUAAUCGUAACGAUUACACUUCCUCACCACGCAAUCACGAACGAAGUAGUGGUGCUGGCGGUUCUGUCAACGCCAAGUCCAACAUGGAUGGCAUUGAUAAGUCGGAGAAACCAUCAGCACGUGCAGAGCGUGAACGUGAACGCGAUCGUGAUGCACGCCGAUAUCAAAGCGGGCGUCGCUCUGUCGAUUACCACCGUAGUAAUAAACGUCGCGAUGAUUGGAAUCGAAACCGUGAUCGUAUAAAUGGAUUUCGUGUCGAAGAGAAAUACUCAAACGAUAAUGGCAAGGAUAGUCCAUUACCAUCACCCGAAAAGAAACUUUCACCGAAAAAAGUCUACCCCGAGAAUGAAAAGUUGUCACAACGUGAAAAACUCAUACGCGACAUAGAGACGCGCCGCUUGGAGUGUCUAGUUUGUGUUGAGCUCAUCAAAGCUCACCAUGGUGUUUGGUCCUGUAACAAUUGUUAUCAUAUACUUCAUCUGCAGUGCAUCAUUAAAUGGGCUUCUUCAUCAAAAUCCGACGACGGUUGGCGUUGCCCUGCAUGUCAAAAUGUCGUUAAGGAUGUUCCACGCGACUACUACUGCUUCUGUGGUAAAGUAAAGAAUCCACCCUACACACGUCAUGACAUCGCACACUCUUGUGGCGACACCUGUGCGCGCGUCGAAGGCUGUGUACACGCUUGUACAUUGCUCUGUCAUCCUGGUCCAUGUCCACCUUGUCAGGCUUAUGUCAAACGCGAAUGUGGCUGCGGUAAGACAACAAAAACAAUGCAAUGCUGUGUGAAGGAAGCCAUUGAAUGCGACUCAACUUGUGGCAAGCUGUUGAAUUGUGAGCUGCACACAUGCCCUGCUAAAUGUCACGAUGGUAAGUGUGCACCAUGCGCUGAGAAAGUAGACCAACAGUGUCACUGCACUAAACAGGAACGGCAAGUGGCUUGCACACGCGAUUCGCACGACAAGCACAGUUAUUCAUGCGGCAAGCAGUGUGGCAAAGACUUGGCUUGUGGCAAUCACAAGUGCAAGGAUUGCUGCCAUCCAGGUGAAUGCCGCACGUGUAAGCUAAGUCCAGAAGUGGUCACCUCGUGCCCUUGCGGCAAAAUGCCAAUAGUUACGGGACAGAGAGAAUCAUGUUUGGAUCCUAUACCGGUAUGUGAGGGCAUUUGCAGCAAGACACUACGCUGUGGCAAGCCUGCACAUCCUCAUCACUGCACCAGCAAAUGCCAUUUGGGUAAUUGCCCACCUUGUAAUAAGCAGACCGCCGUAAAGUGCCGUUGCGGUCAUAUGGACCAAUUAAUCAAGUGCCGUCAACUGUCAACACGCGCCGAUGAUGCACGCUGCAAGAAGCGUUGUGUUAAAAAACGCUCAUGCGGCAAGCACAAGUGUAAUCAGGAAUGUUGUAUCGAUAUCGAUCAUAUUUGCCCAUUGCCUUGCAACUAUACACUCUCAUGCGGUAAACAUAAAUGCGAUCAACCCUGCCAUCGCGGUAAUUGUCCACCUUGUUAUCGCUCCUCCUUCGAGGAGCUCUAUUGUGAGUGCGGUGCCGAAGUUAUCUAUCCACCAGUGCCUUGUGGCACCAAGAGACCAGCUUGCAAACGCCCUUGCUCACGUACACAUCCCUGUCAACAUCCACCACAGCACAACUGUCACUCGGCGGCCAAUUGUCCGCCAUGCAUGAUGUUCACUACGAAAUGGUGUUUUGGUCAGCAUGAACAACGUAAAACCAUUCCAUGUUCACAGGAGAGUUUCAGUUGCGGCCUAGCAUGUGGCAAGCCUUUGUCGUGUGGCCGCCACAAGUGUAUCAAGACAUGUCAUGAGGGUGCAUGCCAGACGGCGGGUGAGGUGUGUAAACAAAACUGCACAAAUCUACGUGCCACUUGCGGCCACAAAUGUAUGUCACCAUGUCAUGAAGGCGAUUGCCCCGACACACCGUGCAAGGAGAUGGUCGAAGUUCAAUGUGAAUGUGGCAAUCGUAAGCAGAUGCGUUUAUGCCACGAUCUAGCACGUGAAUUCAGUCGCAUUGCCACUGCCCAACUAGCCUCAUCCAUGGCUGAAAUGCAACGUGGAAAUUACAUGGAACUAAGCGAAAUACUCGCUCCCGUUAAGAUUAAUAAGACAAAUAAAACUUUGGAUUGCAAUGAUGAAUGUCGUCUGCUCGAACGCAAUCGUCGCCUAGCUAUUGGUCUACAAAUCCGUAAUCCUGAUGUGCCGCAAAAACUACAAACCAAAUAUUCUGAUUUUAUACGCAAUUUCGCAAAACGCGACCCCACACUGGUCAAAUCUAUACAUGAUGCACUUACAAAUUUGGUAAAACUUGCUAAAGAGAGCAAACAAAAAUCCCGUAGUCACUCUUUUCCCACCAUGAAUCGUGAGAAGCGUCAGUUGGUGCAUGAGAUGUGUGAAAUGUUUGGAGUUGAAUCGGUUGCCUACGAUGCUGAACCCAAUCGCAAUGUGGUAGCUACUGCCUACAAGGAGAGGUCCUGGUUGCCAGCCACCAGCAUUAUGGAGGUUAUGCAACGUGAAUCCGGUCAACGUCGUGUACCGGUUCCGAGCAAUAAUGCCUGGGGCAUUAAAAGAUAGAAUUUUUCCUAUUAACAAAUGUGUAGUGAAUGCGUAUGCAACCAGCAUGUGUAAUGUGGUGUAAAUCUUUUGAAUGUAUGUUGAGUUACACUAAACAAAACACAAAAAUUGAAAAAAAAACAUCAAAAAAAAAAAAAAGAAA
This is a messenger RNA of Ceratitis capitata (Mediterranean fruit fly), 4636 nucleotides long. It is a transcript of the gene stc, whose product is annotated as protein shuttle craft. Gene Ontology annotation, biological process: negative regulation of transcription by RNA polymerase II. Gene Ontology annotation, molecular function: DNA-binding transcription factor activity, RNA polymerase II-specific; zinc ion binding; RNA polymerase II transcription regulatory region sequence-specific DNA binding. NCBI's taxonomy places the organism in Eukaryota, Metazoa, Arthropoda, Insecta, Diptera, Tephritidae. The transcript has 7 exons. Gene Ontology annotation, cellular component: nucleus. Bases 601 to 4494 code for a protein of 1297 amino acids. The record is from RefSeq and is a predicted model, not a curated record.